Molecule: messenger RNA, 732 nt
Organism: Ostertagia ostertagi
Lineage: Eukaryota; Metazoa; Nematoda; Chromadorea; Rhabditida; Trichostrongylidae
Source: the annotation of a GenBank genome assembly
AUGGCCUCAGUUCCUCCUGGCGACAUCAACACUCAGCCUAACGCGAAGAUCGUCUUCAACGCGCCGUACGACGACAAGCACACCUACCACAUCAAGAUCAUCAACGCUUCCGGCCGACGUAUUGGAUGGGCCAUCAAGACGACCAACAUGAAGAGACUUGGUGUGGAUCCUGCCUGCGGUGUGCUCGACCCCAAGGAAGCCACCCUUAUGGCUGUGUCCUGUGAUGUGUUCGACUACGGACGUGAGGACACCAACAACGACCGUAUUACCGUCGAAUGGUGCAACACCCCUGACGGAGCUGCCAAGCAAUUCCGUCGUGAAUGGUUCCAAGGAGAUGGUAUGUCGAACCAGAAUGGCCAGCGUUCCUCCUGGCGAUAUCAACACUCAGCCCAACUCGAAGAUCGUCUUCAACGCGCCGUACGACGACAAGCACACCUACCACAUCAAGAUCAUCAACGCUUCCGGCCGUCGUAUUGGAUGGGCCAUCAAGACCACCAACAUGAGAGACUUGGUGUGGAUCCUGCCUGUGGUGUGCUCGACCCCAAGGAGGCCACCCUUAUGGCUGUCUCCUGUGAUGUGUUCGACUACGGACGUGAGGACACCAACAACGACCGUAUUACCGUCGAAUGGUGCAACACUCCUGACGGAGCUGCCAAGCAAUUCCGUCGUGAAUGGUUCCAAGGUGAUGGUAUGGUCCGAAGAAAGAACCUCCCUAUCGAGUACAAUCCUUGA